Molecule: messenger RNA, 1399 nt
Organism: Tuber melanosporum (Perigord truffle)
Lineage: Eukaryota; Fungi; Ascomycota; Pezizomycetes; Pezizales; Tuberaceae
Exons: 9
Coding region: 116-1219 (367 amino acids)
Cellular component (GO): mitochondrion
Molecular function (GO): protein-containing complex binding
Source: RefSeq, a predicted model, not a curated record
GCGAUAGGCUCUUUAAGCCCUUAAGAAUCUCCACUCCCGCAUUUAUCCCUGCAUCUUGUAGCUCAUGUUCGCCGCUACGCAGAGCUGUUCUUCGACUUUACUGCGGAGCAUCGUGAUGAGGACGCAGUUGUUCAGGGUUGCCCCUCCUAUGAGGAGAGCGAUUCAUGAUAUCGCAAUUACAAGGACCGGGAAGCCUAUAAUUCGGACCCCGGGGGGUGGCAGGUCUUCAAUCGGAGGACAUACUGCGACUGUGUUUGGGGCCACCGGCUUCCUCGGAAGGUAUAUUGUGAACAGGCUUGCUCGUUCGGGGUGUACCGUUGUCAUCCCGUACCGGGAGGAGAUGGCUAAGCGUCACCUCAAAGUUACGGGAGAUUUGGGCAGAGUUGUUUUCAUGGAAUGGGAUAUGAGAAAUACGCCGUCAAUUGAGGCGAGUGUGCGACACUCCGAUAUCGUUUUCAAUUUAGUCGGAAGAGAUUACACUACCAAGAAUUUCACUUAUGAGGACGUCCAUGUCGAGGCGACUCAGAGAAUUGCGGAAGCUAUCGCAAAAUACGAUGUUGACCGAUUCAUCCAAGUUUCUUCUUUUAAUGCUGACAAGAAUUCGCCUUCCAAAUACUAUGCUACUAAAGGUCAAGCUGAGGAAGAUGCCCGCGCAAUCUUCCCGGAGACAACUAUUGUCAGACCAGGCCCGAUGUAUGGAUUCGAGGACAGACUGCUCCACAGACUGGCCGGCACAACCAAUAUCUUCACUGCAAAUAACAUGCAGCAAAAGAUGCGACCUGUGCAUGUAAUCGAUGUUGGCAAAGCCCUCGAAGUUAUUGCAUACGACGAUGCUACAGCCAGUCAAACAUUUGAGCUGUACGGCCCUAGGGAGCUCACUCUCAAGGAAAUUGCGCACAUGGUCGACAAGAUCGUUCACAAGACACAUCGUCACAUAAAUCUGCCAAAGAAAGCUUUCCAAAUGAUUGCCUCCGUACUAGACUACUUAUGGUGGCCCACAAUAUCCCCCGACGAAAUUGAAAGGCAGCACCUUGAUCACAAAAUCGAUGCUACUGCAAAGACCUUCGGAGAUUUGGGCAUAGAACCCACGGAUAUUGAGGCGGAUAUGUUCCAAUACAUUAGACAUUACCGCUCCGCUGCUUAUUUCGACCUACCGCCGAUGACGGAGAAAGAGAAGAGGCUGGAGAGACAAUAUCUUCACGUACAGCAGGAUCUCUAGAAAAUAAGGAGAGAGACGAGAGGGAUGUGUGUUGUUAUAUUUAGGGAACAUAUAUCCCGUAGAAAAUCGUACAUAGAAUCACAACGCAGGUGUUUGCAUCGUGACGGGUAAGACCCUGUAUAUACUGUGUAGCUGGAAGGUAUCUUCUCCGAAAGAUAACUUUUAUUGGAGCUUAGUGUU